Molecule: messenger RNA, 897 nt
Organism: Diaporthe amygdali
Lineage: Eukaryota; Fungi; Ascomycota; Sordariomycetes; Diaporthales; Diaporthaceae
Exons: 3
Coding region: 1-897 (298 amino acids)
Source: RefSeq, a predicted model, not a curated record
AUGCCUUCUCCAUUUACCCUUUUCCUGGGACUAGCUACACUGCUGUUCGGCGUCUUCGUCUCUCGAUCACCGUUCAUGAUGGCCACAGCUCCAAUUUCCGGAUCCAAGCCCUGGGCAGAUCAGCCCAUGAAACUUGUUGCUACUCCCCAGUACGAGACCAAGAAGACGGAUCUUUUUAGCACAGGAGCUACGCAUAUGGCCCUGUUGCACAAUUCCAUCUUCAGAGGAUACAACAGCAUCUAUCUACAAGCACCACACGUCCAAGAUGCGGACAAGGCCGACUUUAUCGGCUACGCCUUGACUUGGUUUAAGUUCGUCAAGUCACACCACGAUGACGAGGAGGAGUCCCUGUUCACCAAGGUCGAGGAGCUUCUGGAUGACAAGAAUGUCUUUGAAGAGACGCAUAAGGAGCACGAGUCCUUCCUUCCUGGCCUCGCCGAGUUCAACAAGUACCUACUCUCCGUCCAACCCAACCCACAGUCUCUUGACUCGACCGAACUCUUACGCAUCAUGGACGGGUUCCACGCCAACUUCGAGAACCACUUCCAUUCCGAGAUCAAGACGAUUGCGAACCUAGCAUCGCACCCGAACGCGCCCGCGCCCGACACACCCGCGGCCGCCGAGGCAUCGAACACCUUUAAGACGUGGGGCAAGAGCACGGUGACCAAGGCCGGUACGACGGACGUGGUCCCCUUCUUCCUGCUGAACCUGGACCGAUCCACGCAGUUCGAGGAGGGCCAGUGGGCAAACUGGCCGCCCAUCCCCGCGCCUAUCAAGUGGGGGCUGAUCAACAUCGGCGGCUGGAUCAACGGCAACUACUGGAAGUUCUCGAGCUGCGACGCCUCUGGCGCCAGGAGGGAGCUGUACGCCCUGCAGAACGAGAAGGCCAAGGCCUAG